This is a messenger RNA of Lethenteron reissneri (Far Eastern brook lamprey), 1904 nucleotides long. RefSeq lists its product as uncharacterized. NCBI's taxonomy places the organism in Eukaryota, Metazoa, Chordata, Hyperoartia, Petromyzontiformes, Petromyzontidae. The record is from RefSeq and is a predicted model, not a curated record.
CCAACCGACACUUUCGCAACGUCCGCGGUGGUUUGGAGGCGCUCGUCGGUUUGGAGGCGAUGGGCGGACGGGGGAGGCUCGUGGCCACGGCAGCCUGUGCCUGGCUGGCCGUGACGUUCGUCCUCGUUGCUGGGGAAGUGAAGGACGACAUCGGUCCACACCAGGUGGUGCGUCUGGGCGAGGUGCUGCCGGACAGCGAGUGCCGCUACCUGCUGUGGGCACUGGACAAGCGCCUGGAGGGGAAGCGCCCGAGCUUGGAGGAGCCCCAGCUCGAGACGGGUGACGAGCGGCCGUGCCCCCUGCGCCUCUUUGAGUGGUGGGAGAAGCACAAGGAGGAGGCGAGCACGGUGAUGGUGUCAUCGGCGCUGCGUGACGUGGGGCGGCACGACCUCUGCAUAGAGCUGCUGAAGAACAUUGGGCAGGACAAGGUACUGGCCUUCGACAAGGUGGUGCUUAACUACAAGCAGAACCUGCAGAAGGCCAGCAUGAAGGUCGAGGACCUGGGGAUCAAGGCGAAGGGGCUUCUGAGGCUGCGACGCGAGGCUGCAGAACGCGGCGAGCUGGUGUACACGGUGAGGAGGCCGCCGCCGCGCCCUCCGCAAGACUCCUUCAGCGACAGGCUCCGUCCGCUGCUGCACGGCAUGGCGUGCAGCUCGCUGGCGGCGGCGCUGGCGGCGGCGCUGGCGGCGGCGCUAGCCGGGGCGCUGGCCGGGGUGCGCGCGUGCCAGCGCAGCGGGGACUACGACGGAGGGGACAGACGCCACGGCAAUUGGACGUGUGGACGCGAGGGGGCGGGCGACGGUGCUGCCCGGCACGAGCGUCGUCCCGGCCACCCCGAGGCCGCGGCCCCAGCGUGGGCCCCGGGCCGCGUGAAGCCGCUCGUGUGUCCCAUACACACGCAGCCUGGCAGCCACCAGCACCACGUGGGGGGGCAGCCCUGCCUGGGGGCCAACUGUUGAUCCCGGUUGGCCUUUCGCAGCCCCAAACCGGCUGCGCGCUCAUCCACCUGUUUGUAUGUACGCCCGUACGACUUUAUUUCCAUCCGUGUAUCUGCAUCCAUCUGUAUCCGAGUCUGGAUCUCCAUCUGUCUGCAUCUCCUUCCAUCUAUCUGAUCGCGUGCAGCGCCGUUCGUCUGUCCAUCCAUCCGUUUUGCAACUCCGCCUGUCUGUCCGUCAAUCUUUCCGUUCGUCGGUGUCUGUCCGUUCCUUUUUCUACCCAUUCGUCUUUUUGUUACUCUUCCUGUCCACCUUCAAUUGUUGGUCUAUUUGCCCACUCGCGUGUGUCCAUCUGUCCCGACGGUCAAUUCGGAGUCGACCACGCUGGUGAAGCGACCCGUGAUUUUUGGCUUCACCGAUGUAUCUGGGCCAGUGCACCGGUCUGUGUUAUACCACUCUGCAAAUACAUUGAACGGACUUACACGAGGACGCGCGCUUGCAUUCGACUCGCAACAGGAAGUAAAAAUUGACGAAGGACCGAUUCGGGCCAUAAUUAUUCUCACUCGGGGGUGGGUAAACUAGUCGCGCUCUGUGGGAAGUAAACUGCCCGAUUGUCCUGUGGGUAUGGUUGGUGGCGUUGGCCGCGAGCGGGAAUCGAACUCGGGUCACGCAAUGUGCGUAGCGCAACGCCCUAACCGCCACACUAUUACCGCUCACUUCAACUACCACACAGUCCAGCCUGCCGAAGAAAUGAGACCGUGCUGCCCCCUCCUGUCUCGCACAACAAAGUGUACGGUAAUGCACAGCUCAGCAGUGGCAGUCAAUUGCCAAGAGUUUAUUACAAAUGUCACACGUCACACAUCGUCUCCGCAUAUGCCUCCCCCCCAUACCCCGUACACAGAAAAAUACACCUCUUUGGUUUUGCAUAACGUGAUGAACAAAUACUUGCAUUAAAAAAACCUUAUACGA